Molecule: messenger RNA, 1475 nt
Organism: Lucilia sericata (common green bottle fly)
Lineage: Eukaryota; Metazoa; Arthropoda; Insecta; Diptera; Calliphoridae
Product: alpha-2-macroglobulin receptor-associated protein-like
Exons: 3
Coding region: 161-1288 (375 amino acids)
Biological process (GO): regulation of receptor-mediated endocytosis
Cellular component (GO): endomembrane system; endoplasmic reticulum
Molecular function (GO): low-density lipoprotein particle receptor binding; heparin binding; receptor antagonist activity
Source: RefSeq, a predicted model, not a curated record
UGUUACCUUAUAAAAUUCGACUUGUAUACUAAAAAUACGUGUAAAUUACAUGUCAGCGGUAUUAUUAGUUUUAUUUUUUAUUGUCUACAAUUGCCGGAUUUUAAUAAAUCUCAGAAAAAGUUAAUAAAUUAUAAAUAAAUUUAAUAAUUAAGUAAAAAUUAUGUUUAAAAUUAAAUUAUGCAUAAUAGCAGCAUUACUGCUUUGUUCUUGUACGUUGGCUGAUAAAAAGGCAAAAAAAUAUUCCCGAGAAGCAAAUGACCCGCAUUUUGAACAAGUGAAAUCUGAGACUUAUGAUCCCGACUUCCGGACUUUACAAAGACCAUUUCGAAUGGCUAAAUUAAAUUUAGUAUGGGCUAAAGCACAAAAUAGAUUGACCGAACCCAAAUUGAAAUCCUUGUAUAUGGAACUUAAAAUACAAGACAAAGAAGAAAUUACUUGGAAACAAUUGAAUUCUCAACAUAAAGAUAAAGAUGGUCUUAAAGAAAAUGAGCUGAGGCGUAAAUUGAUUGGUAUAAUGAGUUCCUAUGAUCUAUUAGAACAUUUUGAGGAGACAGAGGACAAAGAUAAAGUGAAACCAUAUAAAAAAUUCCAUGAUCCCGAGGAACGUCACAUCAACAAGAGCCUGUUUAAAGAUAAGAAAUUGAACAAGCUAUGGGAAAAGGCAGAAGUUUCCGGUUUUACUGCAGAAGAGUUGAAUUCUUUAAAACAAGAAUUUGAACAUCAUCAAGACAAGGUCGAUGUUUACUACAGUUUAUUGGAAAACUUGGGAACGCAAGUGGAUGUCAAUAAACACGAAAAUGCCAUUAAUGAAGAUGAAUUGGAAAAUUUUAACAUGAUACCCAGUGAUCCCAAUGAUAAUGAAAUAGAUACCCCCACCGCUAGUGCCAAGAAAUAUGAAAAUCACAUUAAUGAGGUGCGUGAACAUCAUCGCGGUCUUAAAGAUCACUAUGAUCGCCUGGAGCGUUUAGUAUCUGCCGGUCCUCACAGUCAAGAUUUCAUAGAACCUAAGGUACAGGGUUUAUGGCGUGUGGCCCAGGCUAGUAAUUUUACCGAUAAUGAAUUAUCCUCCAUUAAAAGUGAACUUCAUCAUUUUGAAUCGCGUCUGUUAAAGUUGCGUCACUUACAUGCUGAGCAUGCUUUACAAAAGGAAAAAUAUAAAAAUGAAAAACACAAAGACAAAUCAAAUCGUUUUGAAGAUAUGGAAGAUACAAUUAAGAAACAAUCGCGUAAAGUUGAAAAAAUUCAAGAAAACAUUGAGAAAACUAUAUUUAAACAUACUGAACUCUGAACUAUUUCAUGAUUUUAUUAGUUUUCUGUUUGAUACUGAUAAGCAACGCGCAGCUGAGCUCAAAUAUGUUUGUAAAAGAAGCCAAAUUCGAAUAAAACGAUAAGUAGUUUUAAGUUUUGUGUCUGUAUGAAAUGAAAAAUAAAGCAUUUUUUGUAAAACAAUAUUUUUGAUAAUUAAAGAACAAAUA